UGGCCCACCUCGUCUUCCGAUUGGUCAGAUAAAAUACGUUAUACUCGUAGCCUGACCAAGAAAAGAGCAAAUCUAGCUACCGGUGCAUAGAGGUUGAAGUUAGCAAUACAUGUAUCUUUGUUUUAUAUUAAUGUUUCUUGUGCUAUACGACAUUUAACAGUGUGUGUUUAACUUGUGGUGUUGUUGUUCCAUCAUCCUUUUGUACGAGUAGGAUCACAAACUUAAACGUCAUUAUUACUACAAAACCUCCUGGUUCUUCCUAGGCCUGACCGUCAUGGAAGUUGCUGUUUACGGAAACAUGUUUAGCUAGGCCUGACCCUUCGCGUGUCUUAGUAAGUUAUGAAAGUUGCUGUUUACGGAAACAAUCGUAACUAGGCCUAACCCUUCGCGUGGCUUAGUAAAUUAUGAAAGUUUCUGUUUGCGGAAAUAAUUUUAGCUUUUGAUAGACACCAUAUUUUUACUUGUUUAUAUUUGAAUUGUAAUCUAGGAAAUGUAAUAAGUUGUUGCCAUUUUUAUGCUUAUUUUGACUUUUCUGUCACAGCAAUGAGACUGUGUACUUCUGAGGAGCUCAAUAAUUGUGAAAACGUAAACACAAGUUCUCGCCUAACAUUCAACUAAGACGAAUUUGAAUUGCACAGAAAUAUUGAACCAAAAUCUGGAUAAAACGUAACUGUGAAAUAACACUUCUGGCAAGGGGCACAAUACUAAAGGACUGUAUGGAUGAAAACACAUCACUUGUGAAAGAUGCCUGGAACUUGUAGAAAUUCAGCUACAUUGAAUAAAAAUUAUGAGGAAAGUGUUUCAUCAGCUAAUAAUGGCACUCGUGAAACAUCCAAACCAACUUUGGAUAUUGAUCCUGUAAACAAUCAUAAUGGUUGCCAUUCUCGAGAUGACUCUUUUGAAAGUUUAGACAGUAGUGGAAGCUCUGGUAGUCAUUCCCGUCAACUAUCUGGUGACAGUACAGGAGGCAUUGGUUUGAAAAAAACUCUUCCACAGGGUGCUUCUACACCUGCUAUUAACCCUUUGCAGUUUGUUAAAGUAAAACCGUGUUCACUAUCUCAAAAGGCUCAAGAACAAAUACAAUUAGCAAAGGAAACAAAAAUAGCAAAAGAAAAAGUAAAAGAUGAAGAAGAAGAAUGGCAGGGUAACUUAGACAGUUGGAGGUCUCGUAGAAAAAAGGUCUCUGAGAAGGUAAUAAAGAGAGUUGAAGAAAUUCGACAAAUUGAACUUGAUGAGCAGUUGAGACAUCAACCAAACAAAACAAAAACCUUCUCCAGGAUGAUGGAAGAACGGUCACUAAAACGAAAGCCUUUGAACUUGCCUAUUUACUCAGACCAAGAAGUAGGAUACUUAGGUCAGCUUGACUCAAAUGAAGAAAGGCAACAAGAUGCGAUACAAUUUGGCUCUAAUAAUGAAAACAAUGCAAAAGACCAGAGUUGGAAGACUGAAGCUUUUCAUGAAAUACGUAAUGAGAAAUAUGAAGAAAAUGGAAUGAAAAGCCAGUGUUUUAAGCAUAACAGGGACAAGUAUUUUAAUGAUGAAACAUCCAGUGCAAUAGAUAUGCAGUUGCAAGAAGAAAAUAUUUUAUGCAGUGGAGUUGGUAAUUCAGAAAGUAGCAAGGCAUUCUGUUCAGAUGAAACAGGAGACAGCGAUAGUGGUUCAUUCAUAGUCACAGAUUCUGUAAAGGACAGUCACAUUACAUGCAACGUGUUUGGUAAUGUUAGUCCAGACAAUAGCAAUGUUGUGGAGAAAUGUCCUUCAGAAAACAAAACAGAACAUGCUGAUGAUAGUUUGGAAUUCACAACAGGAACAGAACUGCUGGAGGAGUUCAGCUCAAGUCAACUGGUCACAAAGAAUGAUCAGCACAAGUGUGAUGGUAUUGAGUUGUAUCUUCAUCUCUGGCUGAGAAAAGACAAUGGAAUUAAAGAUUUUGGAUUCAGAAUUAAAGAAAAUGACACUUCGUUUACUGUUGAAUCAGUGGAUCCUGGAAGUGCAAGUGACCUUGCUGGCUUAAGAGUGGGAGACCAGGUGUGGGCUAUUAAUGGAGAGAAAACUAAAGGCAGAUCCCACUCAUCACUGGUAUUUGCUAUAAAACAAUCUAUGUAUACGGGCUUGCUAGAACUUGCUGUUUGGCGACCAUUUUCUACUGAUAAAGAGAGAGAGAAGGAUGUUAAUUGCAGAAAUGUUCCAGGUUAUUCAGAGACAAAGCUGAGCAAAAAUGAAGAAUAUUCGUUCGAUAAAAACAUCAGUAAAAUUAAUAAGAAAGAAAUAGAAAUGAAUUCUAAUAAUUCUUUGUCGAGGGAAGUGUCGAAAUUUGAAAAUAUAACUCUUACAACUGGUAUCACUGAUUCCAGGGAGUCAAAUAUUAAAAAUAAAACUCCUUUUUAUGAAACCAAGAGUACUUUAGAUACACAGAGAACGGUAAAGAAACCUCCUCCUGUACCUAAGAAACCAAAACACACUGUGUUACCAAAAAACACUAGCAGGAUAGAGCAGAUUGAACUGGAAAAGAACAUUGAUUACCCAAGAAAUGAAAUAUCUGAAAACUCCUGUGUGGAAAAAGAAACAUUUGUUGAUGAUUUUGAACAAUUGAACAUUGAAAUUGCGACUUCAUUUACCUCUGAAGCCAACAAAGAACUGGGUGCUUCUGUGGAUUAUAAGACCAGUGACCAGCAGCAGUCAGAAGAUGUAACACAACCUCAAACUUCAGGAAUCAGUGACACAAAGUGGACAACAGAGUGUGUGAAGUCUGAAGUAGAUCAAGAAAGUAAAGACCAACAACUCAAUAAUAAAGUGCCUUUAGUAAGCAUUAUGCAAGAACUACAGAGCUUGGACUCCACUGGCAAAGUGGAAAAUACAGCAAAGAUAUCAACUGAAAAACCCUUCCUUGAAAAUAACAGUUUUUUGGAUAAACCACUUAAUAUUGAGACAAUAAAACAACAGGAAAGAAUGUUACAGGGUGAAGCUGAUGAAAGAGAAGUCCUGCCAGCAUACAAUCCAGUGAAGGAAGAAUUAGGGCUAAGUGUAGUAUAUCAGUCUGAUGAUCUGCCAGUGAUGAGUGUCCCUAGUGUGCACACCUCCAGUGCUACAAUAAUUCAAGAAGAUCUAACUCAGGAAAACACUUCCAUUGUUCAUGGAAGGAACACAGAAUCUGAUGCUUUCUCAGAGAAUGAAAAUGAAGUUACUUUUAACCAGAAAGAUGACAUAAAAGAAAUACUUAAUCUAAGCGAUCAACUACCAGCAUCACCUGGUGACAUAACAAGCGAAAGGAAAACGUUGGUGAUUCUGAAGUUCAGUUAG
This is a messenger RNA of Limulus polyphemus (Atlantic horseshoe crab), 3300 nucleotides long. RefSeq lists its product as uncharacterized. The record is from RefSeq and is a predicted model, not a curated record. Bases 745 to 3300 code for a protein of 851 amino acids. Gene Ontology annotation, molecular function: protein binding. Lineage: Eukaryota; Metazoa; Arthropoda; Merostomata; Xiphosura; Limulidae. The transcript is spliced from 11 exons.